ACUGGAGAAAAGAAGGUCAGUUGGAACGUGAUGUCUGGCAGUUACAGGGAGCUGUGGCUAGGAAGAGGGUACUCAGAAGCUGCCCUGGAGUCCUUAACCCCCAAGCAGCCAACAUCGUGUGUCCAGGCCCCUCUACCAGAGACACCGGACAUCUUUGUGACUGACAGAGUGAUCCCAAAUGGAGAAAGACGAGCCCCUACUGUUGGUGACCCCUGUGUCGGUGAAAGCCAUCAUCUCAAGAAUUGAGGCUGCCCAACUAACUCGGGCUCAGGAGGAUAUUUCUUCCCAGCUCUCAGACAUCUUGGACAAUGUCAACUGUGUCAUCAGCCGCUUCCAGGAAGAAUUAGGAUAUGAUUUCAAAAAAAAGGCAAAAUCUCACCAGACAGAGCAAAAGGGCAAGAACAGAUUCAUCUUGCUGGAGAAAAUUACCUCAUUCUCCAACGAUGCUAAGACUAAAGAGAAGCACUUGUAUGAAAUUCUCCACUGGCUAGGUGACUGGGGUGACGGUCUGACCUAUGAGAUCAGGAACAGGAAGAGUGAGGAGGAAGAGGAAGCCCUGGAUGAAUGGAUCGAGGUGAUGGAGAAGGGGUUACCUCUCUCCCUCAUCGCCACCAAAGGAGGCAUCGAGUCUCUCAUUUCCCUCUGCUCCACUCUCAUUGAAGGACAAAGGAAAGGGGCACAAAUGUCCAAACACACCUGGCAGGGCUGGCGGGAACAAAGCCCACGAAAAGUGAUAUCCUGCCCUCAGCCACUGAGCCCAGAGCAGAUGCUCCAGGACAAGCACACUACCUGCAUAAGGGUCUCUGAGGUGAAGUCCAUGCUGCAGGAACUCCUGGACUCCACGAUGUUCAACCAGGGGGAGGUUCGGGCCAUCAGGUACAUGUCUGCUGUGGUCGAGAACCUCAACAAGGCCUUGAUGCUCCAGCACAAGGAGAACAGAAGCCUGGAGGCCAAAUACAGGCACCUGAAAAUAGAGAUGACCAAAGAACUCAGCAGCCAGAGGCUGUAUUUCCAGAAGUCCCUCCAAGUCCUCAAGAGUAAGAGAGAUGCCCUACUAAAGCAGGUAGAAAUUCUAGGGGGAAAGUACCAUGACCUUCUCCUGAGGAAGCGUGCCUUAGAGUUCCAGCUGAACAAGGCUUAGUCUGCUAGAGGUCAAGCAGAAUACUCAGUCAAGAUCUUGGUUGACUCGCCAGCCCCUGCCAAGAAAGAGGCCCUCCGAAAGAAAGAAACAGUCAUAGAGGAAACCCAACAGGAGCCCAAGAAGGAGGAGCAGUUUUCACCACUCUCCCCAAGUCGCCUGGCCAUGACCUGGGAUAGUAGUGCUAGGCCUUCCACAUGUCAACCACUUUCCACCAUGACUGUGCAUUCAAGGACUGCAGAUGUGUACAGCAGCAAGGACACUGAAAAUCUUCAGCCUGUGUUGCCAUCCUCCAUGGAUCACAAGUUUCCUAAGAAAUGGGAAAGACCAUCAGCAGAAAGCCCAGGCCACAAAGUCAAAGACCAGAAGGACUUCUUCCAGGAAGUGACCCAGGAGAAGGAAGGACUCCAGAUGAAGUCCCAUUUUCAGAAGCAGCUGUCCCCAGAGAGCUCUAGGAAGGUGGCCUUGGAGAGCAAGGCAGAGCACUGGGAAGAGGAACUCAGAUGGGAGAGGCGAAGGCAGCAGUGGCUGGAGGAGGAGAUGUGGCUGCAGUGGCAAGAGAAGUGGGCCCUGCUGGAGCGACACCGGGAGAAGCAGCGGCAGUGGGAGCAGGGGGAAGCAGCAAGGGGGUGGCAGCGGAGAUUGGCCCAGGAGCAAGGGGGCCCAUGGAGGGGGCCGGAGCGGACAGGAGAGGACGUGGAGAGAAUGGGCUUCAUGCCCACCAGUCGAUGGAGGGACUUGGAGGAGGCAUCACUGGCACCUCCCCCAAGCCAGGCCCAAUCUGCUCACCAAGGCAGGAGGCCACACUUGCCCAGGUCCCCUAAGACCCAGCAGCCUGCCCCCGGAAACCAGAGGACCAUGAGUUCAGCCGAGUUUACUCAGAAACCACGGGCCCGCUGUGUUCCCACGAAGCCCAAGAAGACGGCCUCCCUUCCUGUCACGGGGACAUCCCUCCGAGAAGUGGCCCAGCCCCCUUUGCAUACAUCCCUAGUAACUCUGAAGGGGAAGGUAUACCACGUGGACGUGGAGGCCCAGAGGAAGAACCUGCAGCUCCUGACUGAGGAGGAUCAGCUGAGGCUGCCCCACUACCUGCGCAACAAGGUGCGGGAGCUCACCACCACCGCUGUGGAGCUGAACGCGCUCAAGCUGUGGUGCCUAUGCCAUAAGUACAUCCUCUACAGACAUUUCCAGAGCCUCCGACAAGAAGUGAUCAACCACGUACAAGUUGUGCGAGAAGCUGGGGCUGCCUACAAGGCCCAGCACCUCUACCUCUUCCUGGAAAACGUCGACCGCCUGCAGAACCUCCUGCUGCAGGCCUGGACAGACAAGCAGAGGGACCUGGAGGAGAAGCGCCGAGAGUGCCUGAGCAGCAUGGUGACCAUGUUCCCCAAGCUCCAGCAGGAGUGGAACAUUAACCUGAACACCCCUGUGGUCACCUCCCCAAAGUCAAGGAAAAGCAAGCCUCCUCCAUCCUUACUGCAGAACAUCCAUUCCAGCAGCCCCUCCUGCAAGCGACACCUGGAGCUCUUUAUGACCAAGCACCAGCAAUGUGUGCCCCUGCGGAUGGCCCACCAACAGGGGAACCAGCUGGAGGCCAUCUGGAAGACUGAUGUGGCCUCCUCCAGUCACCCAGUAGAAAAGAAGACCCCCACCAGCCUGUCCUGGGACCAGCUAGGGGGGUACCCAGAUAUUCCCCGGCUGUUGGCAUUGGAUGUGCAUUCCUCCUACCACAAAAGCUUGAUGUCCCUCAAGGCCCGGUGUCUCCCCUGGGCUGUCUGUCUGACAGGUAAGAUAGCUAUGUGCCUGUACACACCGAGCACUGUCUGCAGUUGGAGAAGUGUCUUAACCUCGACUCUAACUGCCCUGCCCUCCCUUGCUCAGAGCCGAUUUCUGCGCAAAGUACACGAUGGUUCACACGUGUGUGCUGAGAUGCAGUGAUUAUGGAUUCACAGACUUCCAAGGUGGUGCCGACAGAAGAGAGAGCUUAUAACUUGGUUUCUGGGAAGGAACCAAGAUGGGGGUGGAGAGGAAGAAACGUGGAUGGGUAGGAAGGAGCAGGAAAGAGUGAGGGGAGGGAAGAGGGAGUAUUCUGUAACGUGAAACGGGAGGAAGAGUCACAAGAAAAGAAGCAGAGCCCCUGGGAUGUGGCAGAAAUGUUGUGUUAAGCAGUUCCACAUCUGGGUCAGUCUGGGCCCAGCCCUGGACUGGUCUCCCAGAGACGACCAGGGAAGCUCUCGGGUAGGCUGGGUGGGUACUCACAUCUCAGGGCCUUGUUUCAUCUGUUUCCCAACCGGUAACUGUACUAACCGUUUCAGUGCCUCAGUGACCCAAAGAAAGGAAGGCCAGGAACACCCAGAGGAGCCAGCUGAGCUUGUUUGUAAAAAGUCAAACGAGUCCUUCCCCGGAACCCUAAAAAGCCAGAAGGAUCGAGACAAUUGCAGUCCUUGCUCCAUGCCUUAGCCAGUGAUUCUCAAAGUUGUUCCAAAUGCAGAUUCCCAGCUGGUGUUUUUAAACAAACACUCUGGGUACUGCUAAGUAAUCCUAGAACUUUGAGAAACACUACUUUUCUCCUUCAGUCCCCAAACUGUACAUUUUUAAUAAAAUAGAGAUGUUUUUAUUUUUAAAAUUUUCUGCCUCAUUGCUAAAACCCACACCUCCUCAACUCACUCAUUUUUGAAACCAGAUGCAUGACCACCUGGCCACUGACUUAGACACCAGUCACAGGGAUCCCCCCAGUGUUGUGUCUGCCCUCUGGGAGCCGACCAGCCAAGACGGCCAUAAUUAGUGCCUGGCACACAGCAGGGCUCAGUAACUCUAAAAUCAAUCAGAGACAGACAAAUACGUAACAGAUAUACUGAUGAUGAGCGUGAAACUCAGAAGGUAAGAACAGAAGAAGGUACUGAGUACAAGUCAGAGCCAGGUGUGACUGGGUGUGGGAGCAAAGGUGAGUGCAUCUCUAAGAAGUGAGGACAAAGAUGGAAGAAAUAGAGACACGGAGGUUCCAAAUCUAGAUGGUGUGGGCUUAGGAGGCCAUCCCUGUCCGCUAAUUAAUUGUCUUAAUUCAGGGAAGACACUACUUUGGUUGGUUCAUACAGCUUACGAGCACCGCCCCAUCCUCACUCUCCCUUGCACUCCCCUCCCCCUCCUCCCGCCUAGCCAGACCAGACCUAGGGACCAGGCAUGAUAAAACGUUAGCUAGGAAAUUACCCUGUUCUCAGAGGCCCCACAAUCCAGUGAUUCUGUUUCUUAGGAAUGGAACACCCAUCCUUGCUUAAGGUUGAAAUUCUGGAAGGAAGAGGAGGAUGUUGGAUGCAAACUGAUGGCCCUUGGAUGAUGCCAGAGUAGGAUUUAAUUUCUGAGCCACAGCUCAACGUAUCACAAGGAAGCCUGGCGGAGGGAGGAAGGUGAGAGGCGUUUCUGAUGCAGGUCACACACAUGGGACAGCUGUGGCAGGGAAGGGCCAUGUCUAGCCGUUCAGGCUUAUUUUCUGGAGGCCUCACCCCACUGUAGCCAACAUAUUAAAAUGCCCUCAUACUAAAUGUAUUGCUUUAUAAAUAAUUUGAAGGGAAUUUUAUAACUUUGCUUUGGAAAUUAAACGACUAUGAGUAAGUUUUUUUAAUGUAUAGUUGGCUGUGACUUCUCAGCAAUCAUCAUGCAUAGAGAUGAAAUCUAACAAGUUUUGUAAAUAAGAUGAAAAUAUUCUGAAUAUUAAAUUUGACAGAAUA
Orcinus orca (killer whale) is the source of this 4863-nucleotide messenger RNA. It is a transcript of the gene FAM186B, whose product is annotated as family with sequence similarity 186 member B. NCBI's taxonomy places the organism in Eukaryota, Metazoa, Chordata, Mammalia, Artiodactyla, Delphinidae. The record is from RefSeq and is a predicted model, not a curated record.